This is a messenger RNA of Periophthalmus magnuspinnatus, 2877 nucleotides long. RefSeq names its product family with sequence similarity 114 member A1 (gene fam114a1). The record is from RefSeq and is a predicted model, not a curated record. Bases 76 to 1776 code for a protein of 566 amino acids. Lineage: Eukaryota; Metazoa; Chordata; Actinopteri; Gobiiformes; Gobiidae. The transcript has 13 exons.
CGCACGCUGGACGCUGCCGACGUGGCGGGUGGAAAAGUUUCACUGCUGAGUCUGGUGCUGCUGAACACGGUCACGAUGUCCCAGGCUCCCUCCUUUGAGGCAGAGCCCUCAGCAGACACAGUGGUCCCAGAUCAGGAGUCCACUCAGGAGGUCCCAGAUGUGUCCAUCGAAACUGCUUCAACACUGGAAAGCUUUGAGCAGCCACAGUCCACAGAGGGAACUACAAGUGACAAUAGUGCAAAGGCUGACACAACGACUGUAUCCGAGCAGUCGGACCAUGCAGCUGGAGAACAGGAGGUUAUUUGUGAUCAGCCAGUGAGUCUGGGUCCGGACACGGAGGAGGAAGUGGAGGAGCAGAGUUCACCUCAGGAGACAGAUAAAAGCUGGGUAGGCUGGAGUUCAUGGGGAAAAUCAAUUCUGUCUAGUGCAACCUCCACUGUGGGUCAAAGUCUGAGCUCAGUGAAGGUGAAGGCAGGAGAGGCACUGCGUCUCCACAGGACCUCAGUGGGAGAGGAGGCUCAGGAGGAUGGGGGUGUAGAGGGAGGAGCUGAUGCUGCAGAGAGCGCUCACUCUGUUGAGUUGCCCACUUCUAACAGAGGAGUCUUUUCAUCAAUCACACAUGCAGGAAAGUCGGUCAUCAGUGGAGGUUUGGAUGCACUGGAGUUCAUCGGGAAGAAAACUAUGACUGUUCUUGCCGAGAGCGACCCUGGAUUCAAAAAGACGAAAAUACUGAUGGAAAAAACUGCAUCCCUGAGUCAGAUGUUAAAGGAAGCCAAAGAAAAGGAACGUGCCCGGCUCUGUAACCAGCCAAUCAGCGCUCCCUCUCCUCAUUAUGGCAUUUUAUUUGAUGAUUACCAGGGUUUAUCACAUCUCGAGGCCCUUGAGAUCUUGUCCAAUGAGAGCGAAGUCAAAGUUCAAGCCUUCUUGUCUUCUCUGACCGAAACGGAGCAGGAGGAGGUUAAAACGGAAUUGAUUUUUAUAAAAGAGAUCUUCAUCAGGCAAGAGGAUAAAGAGGCCCAGGAGGAAGCCGAAGUUCAUGAAGGGGAGGCAGAAGUGUCCAAGGACAAUGGUGAUCUAAGUUCCCAUUUUCACUGUUCUACCCCCCUCUCCUCUGAUAGUGAGGAGUUCCUGAGCGUUCUUACUGAGCUGCUGUUUGAACUUCAUGUUGCAGCUACACCAGACAAACUCAAUAAGGCUCGUAGAAGAGCCCAUGAUUGGGUGAGUGAGGUGGAACGUCCCGUCACUACGGAUACUGUUGGCAGGGAAACGGAGGACCAUCUGAAUAAAGAGGCACUGGAUGAAGAAAAUAAAAAUGGAGAGAAUGAACAAGAGAAAAAUGAAGAGACAAGCGAAGAAACCAAGGAAAAGGACCCUAGAUCUGUAGAGGCUGUCUACGAGUCAUCAGUCAGCAGUCUUGCUGAAGUGACAGCACGCAGUAUCGAGCAGCUCCACAAGGUGGCAGAGCUCAUCCUCCAUGGUCAGGAGCAGGAGAAAGCUGCCAGAGACCAAGCCCAGGUCCUCACCAGGUUAACAUGUGCUAUGUGUAAAGAAGUAAAGGCUUUGGCCAAGAAAUUCUCUGACACGCUGCUUUAUGUUGGGAGUCCAAAGAAGGCUGAGGAGCUGAAUCCUUUGGUCGACAGUGUGCUGCAAGAGGGCUCCAAUAGCACAAACUACAUUCAAAACGCAUUUCAGCUGCUGCUCCCAGUUCUGCAAAUCUCCCAUCUCCAGAGCCAGCACUGCCACAAUACAACACAAGCAGAGGGCGCAACGCACUAACCUACAAGGCCUGUGUCAAGCUUCUUAAGUUACUAAUAUAUGAUACGAUGUAAACACACUUUUUUUUGGCACAGAGACGCUUCAGUUGUACAGAUCGUUAUGGCAUUAGAUGAUUAGAAAUGCUUUACACCACAUAAAAGUGAAUGGAUCUUAAAGGGCCCGUAUUACGCUUUUUUCUGAUCUACGUUAUGAUGUUGUUUCCUCAUCAAAAACAACUGGACACACCCACCCAUCAUUUCAGCUCUGAAAUUGCCAAUCUCUCUUGACUAAGGUGAUUAAGGUCGCUGUUAACUUGAAAUCUACUGCUUCAUGACGUCACAAGGUGGAACAGAGCAUUUUGAGUUUUGGAAAUGUCGACAGACUAAUAAUGAAGGACAACUCUUAACAUGUGUGAAUGAAACAAAACACAACUCCAGGUCUGUUUUUGAUGAGGCAGCAACAUUUUAACAUGUCUUAAAGCUCACAAGAGUCCAUUUUGUGCAAUAUAGGAACUUUUAGGACCAUAAAUGUUUAAUUGUGUUUUAAACUACGUCAUAGAUUUCUUGCACUCCAUGUGAUGCAUUGGUAUUUCUGUGGGAAAAUAUUGUUGCACAUGAAAGAAAUUGAACCUGGUUUGAAAUGAACCAGCAGUACUGACUAUAAAUAUUUAUUAUGGCUAAUUUAGACAAAGCUUCAUCCUCGUGUACAUUUCAAAUUUUUUUUAACUAGUUUCAUAUACAGUGGUAUUAUGAAAUGUUAUGCUGCUACAUAUAUAAUGUUAACUUUAAGUGGACCAAAUUAUGUCAACUUAAGAAUUAUUAUUUUAUUUUUCAAAUCCACUGUUGCUUUAAUACUGCAUCUAGAUGUAUUUGCUAUUACUGACAUCACGUCCCUUUAAUCAAGAUUCAUUCAUUAAAGGUCUUCACCUAAGCCCACUCUCUUUAAUUAAAAGAAAUCCUUAAAGAGUAACAUUUACUAUUGCGCAGUGUUCCUGAAUAAAAUAUUGAGACUCCAUAUUGCAUCUUAAUGUUUUGGCAUGUCUUUCUGAACCAGUGUUUUCACCAGCUUUAACAGCAAACCCGAAUAUAAAUAACUCAUUUGCAAAGCAGGCUUGACAUUUUG